AUGCCAUUUGAUUCCCCACCCGAUAGGAGAGUCCUCGAUGGGGCGGGCAAUUUCCAGACCGUCCUCGACUCUCUAGGUGGACUCGGAGAUCUCAUGCAGGGUGGGGUUGCAACUGGCUAUCACAAGGUUUUUAUUGGCCCUCGUGGUCUUCCGUCCGCCGCUUCCAACGCGAAUGAGGCCGACUAUUGGAUACGCAUCGCGACCCUGGACGAGUCUAUGAAAGUCAAUUGGACUCGAGGACAGGACGAAUGA
Messenger RNA from Aspergillus pseudoviridinutans, 252 nucleotides. RefSeq lists its product as uncharacterized. Bases 1 to 252 code for a protein of 83 amino acids. Lineage: Eukaryota; Fungi; Ascomycota; Eurotiomycetes; Eurotiales; Aspergillaceae. The transcript has 2 exons. The record is from RefSeq and is a predicted model, not a curated record.